Molecule: messenger RNA, 1818 nt
Organism: Entrophospora candida
Lineage: Eukaryota; Fungi; Glomeromycota; Glomeromycetes; Entrophosporales; Entrophosporaceae
Source: the annotation of a GenBank genome assembly
AUGGAAGAAAAAAUUAAAAGUGAUAUACCAACAUUUAGUCAAUCGUGGACCCCAACGCAACGUUUUAAUGUUGCUGCAUUCAGUGUUCAACUUGUACAUGAUUACGUUUGGUCAACUAAGGAUGAAAAAGAAUGGAAACAGAGAUUUUUAAUUAGUGUUUUUCAACAUUUAGGAAUUGAGGAUAAAAAAGAACAAAAAGUGCUUUUAAGGAUGCCAAUCGACAACAAAGAUGACUCUGAAGUUGUUAACAUACUUUUUAAAGUUUUUAAAGAAUCAUUAGUAAGCGAUAAAGAUAUACGAGAGGAGAUUAUUUCUGAUUUUUUAUUUAUAAGUUUGGGUUUAACUCGAAAUAUUUGUGAUGGUGACGAUGAAUCUGAAAAACCACCACCACCUAACAAUCAUAUACAUAAUCAUUUUAAUAGUCUUAAAGAAAACAUUAAUUUAAAACUGGGCAACAUAAUUUCAAAUAUAAAGCAAGAUGACGAUAACAUUUCAACCACAUCAACCGACUCGUCGGACUCUUUAUCUUUAUCAUCUUUACAACCUAUGGACAAACCAGCAGAGUAUGAUGCUCGUGCCAGAGCUAUUGUUUUCAAACUUGGACAUUAUUUAGACAUUCCAAUGUCAAAACUUUGGGCAUUAGAAAAAAUCAUGGCUCAAGAUUUAUAUUUUCUUCACGAGCAAAUUAACAAAAUAAAAGAAGAAGAUGAUGAUGAUGAUCAAAAUAUUCAAGAAUUACACAACAGUGCAAAUUCAAGUCUUAAUAAACAUGCUAAACGUAAAAAUAAAUUGCGUUGGUUUGCUACUGGAGUUGGUGUAGUUGUUGGUGCAACUGCUAUAGGUUUAACAGGUGGUUUAGCUACACCUUUUGUGGCUGCUGGAAUAAGCGCAAUAACUGGUGCCGGAAUCAUAGCUGCCGCUGCAUCCAAUGUCGCUAUAAUGGCUUCAUUGUUUGGUAUCGCAGGCGGUGGUCUUGGAGGUUAUAAAAUGCAUAAAAGAAUGCAAGGCCUUAAGGCGUUAUCUUUUAUUAGAAUAAUUAAAGAUGACACAAUUCCUAUAAUACCAUCUCUUCAUGUUAAUAUUGUAAUAUCUGGAUAUUUAUUGGAAGAUGUCGAAGAAACAACAUCACCAUGGAUUCCCACUUUUCAAAAUACAUCAGAAUAUCGAGAUACAUUUGCAUUAAGUUUUGAUCCUGAGAUCCUUUUGGGACUAGGGAAAGCAUUCAGACAAUUUUUGGCAGAAUCAGCAGUCAGGGUUGCAGCAAAUUCUGCAAUACAACACACAGUUUUGGCAACACUUGCUACCGCAUUAUUCAUACCAGCUGGUUUGAUGAAAGCGUGUGAUCUGAUAGACAAUCCGUGGGCGCUAGGUGUAGAUCGUGCUCGUAAAGCUGGUUUGGUUUUAGCUGAUAUAUUGAUUGAGAGAGUUCAAGGAAAACGACCUACUGUUGGAUAUUCACUUGGUGCAUUAGUAAUAUGGCAUUGUUUACAACAAUUGGUAAAACUUGAACAAUAUGGAUUGGUUGACACUGUUGUUCUAAUCGGUGCACCAAUUGCAUCGAAACCAAUUCAAAAAUGGAAAGAUGCAACAACUGUUGUUGCUCGUAGAUUUGUAAAUGCAUAUGCAACAAAUGAUAUAGUUCUUGGAUUAAUUUAUAGAAUGCAUUCGUUAGAUUUAGAUGUUGCCGGGCUUGGACCAAUAAAUAAUUGUCUUAGAAUAGAAAAUUAUAAUAUUACCGAAUUUACAAGUGGACACUUGGGUUAUAAGGACCCAGUAACGUUAACAGAGAUUUUAAAAAAAAUUGAUUUAAAAAAUUGA